Ochotona princeps (American pika) is the source of this 3060-nucleotide messenger RNA. It is a transcript of the gene BEGAIN, whose product is annotated as brain enriched guanylate kinase associated. Bases 856 to 2688 code for a protein of 610 amino acids. Gene Ontology annotation, cellular component: synapse. NCBI's taxonomy places the organism in Eukaryota, Metazoa, Chordata, Mammalia, Lagomorpha, Ochotonidae. The record is from RefSeq and is a predicted model, not a curated record. The transcript is spliced from 7 exons.
CCCGCAGGCCGGCUCCUCCCCCACGGGGACCAGCGAGUGGGCAACCGCUGGUGGAUGCCUGGACACUCACGGGGGCUGUUUCCAUCCUGGGGCAGGUUUGACCCUCUGGAACGGCCGGCUCCUCCCACCCGGCGCUGGCUGAAGGCGUGGGGUGGGGGGGUGGCCCAGCCUGCUCCGUGCCAGGGCUGUCCUGGAGAGCGCACAGAACUUCUGCCCAGAAGCCCACAGCCAGGAGCCGAGAAGGCCGGGAAGAACACCGUUAGGGCGCUAUAGGAGCCUGGCGGGCACCAUCUGCGUUCAUUGAGCGCCUGUUGUAUGCGAUCUGGUGUGCCGGGCGCCGUGAUGGGGAACCGAGAAGGUGGGCCUGGGGCAGACACGGGCGAGGGAUGUCGUGAGGACCGUCAGCGCACGCUCCCUGGUGCACUCCUUUACCUUGGUGAGGGAGUGGGGAGGGGUAGCGGCUUCGAGGAGGGGUCCCAGCUCGGCUCGGGGGUCUCGGCAACUUAGAGACUCCAGGGAGGGGAGCCGCCAUUGCAGGUGCCCCUGGGAGCCCUCCCCGCCCCGGCAAGUCCUGCCGACCCCAGCCCCUCCGCAGCCCGCCCCGGGGACAGUGCCACUCAGUGCCUCGUCCACUUCGCGCCCCUCUCCUCUCUGCCUCAGUCUUGGGAGAGGAAGCUGAGGCUGGGGGAGGUCUGCCCGAGCGGCUGGGAAGUUGGCGGCCGAGUCGGUCCGAGGCCCCCGGGGCCAAGCUGCGCCCUCGCCCGGCGGGGCCGUGGGGGAGGCGGCGUGGGGCCCGGACCGAGCGGAGCGCGCUCCCGGCGGACGCGGCGGCGGCGCCCGGCGCCAGGGGCCGGGAUGGGCAGUCACCAGUCUUCCCAGGCCUCUGCCGCAGACAUGGAGAAACUCAGUGCGCUGCAGGAGCAGAAGGGCGAGCUGCGCAAGCGGCUGUCCUACACCACACACAAGCUGGAGAGGCUCGAGACCGAGUUCGACUCCACCCGCCACUACUUGGAGAUUGAGCUGCGGCGCGCGCAGGAGGAGCUGGAGAAAGUCACAGAGAAGCUGCGCAGGAUUCAGAGCAACUACCUGGCACUGCAGCGGAUCAACCAGGAGCUGGAGGAGAAGCUGUACCGCAUGGGCCAGCACUACGAGGAGGAGAAGCGCGCCCUGAGCCAUGAGAUCGUUGCUCUCAACAGCCACCUCUUGGAGGCCAAGGUGACCAUCGACAAGCUGUCAGAGGACAACGAGCUCUGUAGGAAGGACUGCAAUCUAGCUGCCCAGCUGCUGCAGUGCAGCCAGACCUACGGCAGGGUCCAUAAAGUGUCGGAGCUGCCAUCCGACUUCCAGGAGCGCCUGAGCCUGCACUUGGAGAAGCACGGCUGUAGCCUGCCCGCCCCGCUCUGCCACCCGGCCUACGCCGACAGCGUGCCCACGUGCGUCAUCGCCAAGGUGCUGGAGAAGCCCGACCCUGGCAGCCUGUCCUCCCGCCUGUCAGAUGCCUCUGCCCGUGACCUGGCCUUCCGGGACGGCGCCCAGCAGCCUGGCCCCCGGGCCCCGUACAAGGGUGACACCUACUGCAGCGACACGGCCCUCUACUGCCCCGAGGAGCGGCGACGCGACCGGCGGCCCAGCGUGGGUGCGCCCGUGACCGACGUGGGCUUCCUGCGCCCUCAGAACUCCACCGACAGCGCGGCUGAGGAGGAGGAGGAAGCUGAGGCAACAGCCUUCCCCCCGGGCUUCCGGCGCGAGGCCUUUGCGGCCUACGCGGGUUCACUGCCCACGUCUAGCUCGUACUCAAGUUUCAGCGCCACGUCGGAGGAGAAGGAGCACGCACAGGCCAGCACGCUGACCGCCUCGCAGCAGGCCAUCUACCUGAACAGCCGCGACGAGCUCUUCGACCGCAAGCCGCCGGCCACCGCUGCCGCCUACGAGGGCAGCCCUCGCUUCGCCAAGGCCACGGCUGCGGUCGCGGCCCCGCUCGAGGCCGAGGGGGCCCCUGGCUUCGGGCGGACCGUGUCACCGUACCCGGCCGAGUCCUUCCGCUUCCCGGCCUCGCCAGGUCCCCAGCAGGCCCUGAUGCCCCCAAACCUGUGGAGCCUGCGGGCCAAGCCCGGGGCCGCGCGGCUCUCCCGGGAGGAUGUCCGGGGCCAGUGGCGGCCCCUGAGCGUGGAGGACAUCGGUGCCUACUCCUACCCGGCUGGCACCGCGGGCCGCGUCUCGCCCUGCAGCUUCUCGGAACGCUACUACGGCGCGGGUGGCGGCAGCAGCGGCAGCCCCGGCGAAAAGGCCGAGGGCCGCGCCAGCCCCCUCUAUGCCAGCUACAAGGCUGACAGCUUCUCUGAGGGGGACGACCUCUCCCAGGGCCACCUGGCCGAGCCCUGCUUCCUGCGGGCUGCCGGGGACCGGAGCCUCAGCCCUGGCCGCGCCGCAGACCCCCUUCCAGGCUACCCCCCCAGCGAGGGGGACGGCGACAGGCUUGGGGUGCAGCUCUGUGGGGCUGUCAGUAGCCCCGAGCCCGAGCCUGGCUCCAGGGACUCCUUGGAGCCCAGCUCCAUGGAGGCCUCUCCCGAGGUGCACCCAGCUGCACGCCUCGGCCCCCAGCAGGCCUUCCCGCGGACUGGUGGCUCGGGGCUGAGCCGCAAGGACAGCCUCACCAAGGCCCAGCUCUACGGCACCCUGCUCAACUGAGCACCCGUGGUCACCGUGGGGCCACCCGUCCUGCCACACCCACCUCUGUGGGGCCCAACCCUGGGGUGGAAGGCGCGCCUCGCCCCCAGCCCCCGUGCUCCCCCAGCCCCCGACCCCACCUCCUCCAUGGAACUCCCAUCUGGAGCAGCCCUCCCCACCACCAUUCCUUCCCCAUCUGAGACGAGUGUCCCCCUUUUAUAAAGUGAAACUAUUUUUAUAGAGAAAAAGGGUCUUUUCUCAGCACACUCGCCUCCAGCUCCCUGAAUGGCAACCACGCGUUUCCCAUUCAAAGCUCCUUUAUUUUGCCGGGUGAGGGUGUGUGCCGGGUGGGGAGGGGAGGGUGCUGACCUGCGGCGCCCAAGCUCCUGAUGU